AGUCUGCCGCUGAUAAGUCGCUUUUAAAGAUACAAUUAAGUGAAAAAAAGAUAUAAAGAUUUUUAAAAAUACUAACAUGAUGAAUAGAAGUUAAACUAAAUUGAGAAAAAAUAAAGUAAUAAAUAUAAAAUAAUUUAAAAUAAAAGAAGAAAAAAGUGACAAAAGAGCGAUAGUUUAAAACAAAUAAUAAAAAGUUAUUAAUAAAUUUGCAUACAAAACAAAAUAAAGCUUAUGCUAGCUUAUAAUUGAAAAUAUAUUAAAUAUAUUUGUAAAGAUUAAUAUAUUUCAAGCAACAGUUCGAGGCUUAAUCAACGAUUAUAACUGCAACAAAAAUUUACAAUUGCAAAAGUAACGGAUAUUUAAAUAAAUUCACAUUUAAGAAUUUAUUUUGUGUAAAGAAAGUGAAUAAAUAAACAACAACAAAUUUCUGCUAACGAGUCGAUAUAAAUUCAAUACAGAAAUUUAAGUGCAUAUUAAGUGACAUUUAAUAAAAAAAAAACAUAUAAAGAUAAAUAAAAAACCCACAAUUUCUGAGCAAAUUCGAUACAAAAUGGAAGGAGAAUCUACAGAAUCAACUCACAAUACAAAAGUUUCGGAUUCAGCAUAUUCGAAUAGUUGCAGUAACAGUCAAUCACAAAGAAGUGGAAGCUCAAAAUCACGCCUUAGCGGAAGUCAUUCAUCGGGAAGUAGUGGCUAUGGCGGUAAACCAUCAACACAAACCAGCAGCAGUGAGAUUCAUCUCAACAAGCGUGUCAAGGAUAAGACUCGUAAGAAGAAGAAGCUCAAGUGUUCCACCAGUACCACCACAAAUGUAAUAGAAAAUCAAGAAGAUGUUGCCAAAACAAGUGAAGUCCAGGAUGAAGAAGAAAUCGUUAUUAACGACAUAACAAUGGCACAAAGUAGCAGACAAAAGGAUAAUAAAGAGAAUUUAGAAAAAGAAACAAGCGAGCCUAUAUCCGAAAAAUCAUUGUUGCAAUUCCCCACUCCAUCUCCAUUAUCAGCUACAACCCAGCAGGGGGUAAAAUCGGAAAAAACAUGUGAAUCAGCGCCUGGUAAAUUAGAAUCCUCGGGUAAAACCGAAAAACUCAAAGAGGAUAGUUUCUGUUGUGUAAUUUCAAUGCACGAUGGCAUUGUUCUUUAUACUACACCCAGCAUUACUGAUGUACUGGGUUUUCCACGGGAUAUGUGGCUGGGACGUUCGUUUAUUGACUUUGUUCACACCAAAGAUCGGGCAACAUUUGCCAGUCAAAUAACGACAGGAAUACCAAUAGCUGAAUCGCGUAGUAGUUUGCCGAAAGAUGCCCGAAGUACAUUUUGCGUUAUGUUACGACGUUAUCGGGGACUUAAGUCGGGUGGUUAUGGUGUAAUAGGACGUUCGGUUAACUAUGAACCAUUUCGUUUGGGAUUGACAUUCCGCGAAGCACCAGAAGAAGCCCGAUCCGAUAAUUAUUUACCAAGUGGCACCAAUAUGUUAUUGGUUAUAUGUGCCACGCCCAUUAAAAGUGCUUACAAAGUAUCUGAUGAGCUACUUUCGCACAAAAGUGCUAAAUUUACAAUACGUCAUACUGCCACGGGUAUAAUUUCACAUGUGGAUAGUGCAGCCGUAUCGGCGUUGGGCUAUUUACCUCAGGACCUUAUAGGUCGUUCAAUACUUGAUUUUUAUCAUCAUGAAGAUCUUAUUGUUUUAAAAGAAAUCUAUGAGACUGUAAUGAAAAAAGGUCAAACGGCAGGUGCAUCUUUUUGCAGCAAACCCUAUCGUUUCCUUAUACAAAAUGGUUGUUAUGUUCUACUUGAAACUGAGUGGACAAGCUUUGUUAAUCCUUGGUCGAGAAAAUUGGAAUUUGUUAUUGGACAUCAUCGGGUAUUUCAAGGCCCCAAAAACUUACAUGUUUUCGAACCUCCUCCGAAUACAAAGCCUAAAUUAUCAGAAGACUCUCAAACUCGGAUUGCACAUAUCAAAGAAGACAUUGUUAAGCUUUUGGCGGAAACAGUUUCCAGACCUUCGGACACUGUCAAACAAGAAGUUUCGCGACGUUGUCAGGCUCUAGCCUCAUUUAUGGAAACUUUAAUGGAUGAAGUUUCGCGCACAGAUUUAAAGCUUGAGUUACCCAAUGAAAAUGAGUUGACUGUGUCUGAAAGAGAUUCCGUGAUGUUAGGCGAAAUAUCACCGCAUCAUGACUAUUACGACAGUAAAAGUUCCACGGAGACUCCGCCUUCUUACAAUCAACUGAAUUACAAUGAGAAUUUACAACGUUUUUUUAACAGCAAACCUGUGACAGCACCCGUAGAGUUUGAUCCCAUUAAAAUGGAACAAACCUACAAUGCACCAGCUGAAGCACGCAGUACCCUGAGUCCGGUUCAGUGCUUUGAGGGUAGCGGUGGUAGUGGAUCCUCAGGAAAUUUUACUUCGGGUAGCAACUUGAAUAUGGGCAGUGUUACUAAUACAAGCAAUACCGGUACAGGCACUUCAUCGGGAAGUGUACCCAUGGUUACGUUGACGGAAUCUCUACUAAAUAAACACAACGAUGAAAUGGAAAAGUUUAUGCUAAAGAAACACAGAGAAUCUCGCGGACGAAGUGGUGAGAAGAAUAAAAAGAACUCGGAAAAGAUAAUGGAGUAUACUGGUCCUGGGCAUGGAAUAAAGAGAGUUGGCUCACAUUCGUGGGAGGGCGAUGCCAACAAACCCAAGCAACAGCAUACAAAUCUUAUGGAUAUACAACGUGAUUAUACCGAUCACCAUAAUCAACCCACCUCUAGCAAUAAAAUAUUCAAUAAUCUACAAACCACUUUGGGUGGAACAGCCUUAUCCAUUCCAUAUGCAGGUGGUUUAUCUUGUUCCCGCAAUGUUAAUUUAUGGCCACCAUUCUCUGUUGGUCUCACUACUCCUACCUCGCACACAGCACAAAUAGCACAAAGUAGUUUCACACCGCAGCACAGUCUUUUUCCCACUUUUUACUACAUACCCGCUACUGCCGCAGCUGCAGCAGCUGCUGCCAAUCAAGCCCAAAAACUUUCAUCCGCUGAAAUGCCAAGUACUUCAAAUCAAGCUCUACCUCUGCAAUAUAUGGCCGGUGUUAUGUAUCCCCAUCCUUCAUUAUUUUACACUCAUCCCGCUGCCGCAACUGCCAUGAUGUACCAACCGGUGUCAUUCUCAAAUGUUGCCAGUACCAUUAAUUUGGCGCCGGAACAUUCAAGUUUAACGACUGAUUACAAACGGGCCCAAACACUAAUGGUGGCGCCCACAACUACAAAGCCUCAACAACAAGGUGCAUUUCAUUCUAUAACACCCUCUCAACUCCAACGUCCAUCAUCACAAGCAACAUCAGUUAAAGCAGAACCUGGAUCAAAUAUGGCACCAUCUGAUUCAUCGAAAAAAGGUAUUGCAGAUUCGCCCAUUGCAUCCGUUAUGGGUGACUAUGUAUCAGAUCAACACAAUGCAAAUAGUUUAAAACCUAAUACAGAUAGCAAUGGUAACAGUGACGAUAUGGAUGGUUCAAGUUUUUCAUCAUUUUAUUCAUCAUUUAUUAAAACAACCGAUGGUUCCGAUAGUCCACAAGAAAACGAAACAAGCAAAGAUUCAAAGCAGAGGACAUUUAAGAUAAAGGCAGCUGAAAAACUUAUGGAAAAUGCUGAAGAGGAUCAAACACAACAUGGAGAUAGUUAAACACAGUCUUAAAUACUUUAAUAAACGAAAAAAGAGAAAAGUCUAGCAACCUGCAUGAAAUCGUAAUCUUCAAAGGCAUCUACUACAGAUAUACUGAGAGUGUGAAUAAUUGUGUAGUUCAAAAAUACCUCAAAGUUGAGUGUAAGUUUAAUUUUAAAAAAAAUUCUUAUUUAAUGAAAACAGUUUUUAAAAUUUUUAUUUAUUAUCUAUAUGAUGUAGUACGGGUAAAACAAUUGCAGAAAAUAAUUUUUUACAUUAAUAUUUUGCUCUUGUUGUUUUAAACGUGUAAACAAUUUCAAUAUUUAUAUGUACAUACUAGUAUGUAUACUUUCUUAUGCAUAAAUAAGUUAUUAAAUAAUGUGUAUUUUUGUAUUUAUUAAAACUUUAAAUAAAAAAUUAACAAAAUAAAAAUAAACAUAUUGUUUAUAAUAAAAAUCUAUAAAUUUA
Calliphora vicina (urban bluebottle blowfly) is the source of this 4111-nucleotide messenger RNA. It is a transcript of the gene per, whose product is annotated as period. The transcript is spliced from 13 exons. The coding region runs from base 551 to 3664 and encodes 1037 amino acids. Gene Ontology annotation, molecular function: transcription corepressor binding; transcription cis-regulatory region binding. Gene Ontology annotation, cellular component: nucleus; cytoplasm. Lineage: Eukaryota; Metazoa; Arthropoda; Insecta; Diptera; Calliphoridae. Gene Ontology annotation, biological process: negative regulation of transcription by RNA polymerase II; circadian regulation of gene expression; entrainment of circadian clock by photoperiod. The record is from RefSeq and is a predicted model, not a curated record.